This is a messenger RNA of Beauveria bassiana ARSEF 2860, 636 nucleotides long. RefSeq lists its product as uncharacterized. The transcript has 2 exons. NCBI's taxonomy places the organism in Eukaryota, Fungi, Ascomycota, Sordariomycetes, Hypocreales, Cordycipitaceae. The coding region runs from base 1 to 636 and encodes 211 amino acids. The record is from RefSeq and is a predicted model, not a curated record.
AUGGAAAACGAGCUCGACUUUGAGCUUCAUGAAGCAACGGCAUGGCCAGAUAAGCCUUCUACGACCCAGGCGCGGCCCCGAACUCCAAUACAGGGGAAUCACGACACUUCUGGUAGUGCAUUGAGCGGUGAAAUUGCUCCAACCGGUACGAUGCCCAAGCCGUCACCGUUGGCAGUGGUUGAAGUCGCUGGCUUCGCGGCGUCUGAUACGCGCUGGGGGAUCUAUCAAAUCAAAACAGGCAGUUUCACCAGGGUUGAAUCAUCCAAGUCAUCCACACAGCUCUGGUGCUGGCUUGAGGAGAGUAAAUCUCUCAGGUAUAUGUUGCUCAGUGACAUGGAGUGGAAAUGCGCAGAAUAUCCCGUUGAUUUUGACGUCCAGUUGGAGGAUGUUGCUACAGUGAGAGCAAGUGCGCAAUCAUGGCGAGUUCGUCUGGUAAUGAAGGAGCGUGUCGCAUCUGGGCAGCAUAAACCGUCGAGAGAAGAUGGUAUGGUUGUUUUCGAAAAUCGGGAGACUGCGCACCAUUUUUUGCAAUUUUGUCACGAUCAAGACAUACCUAUUUCUGAACAAGAACCGCCGGCAAUGGUUACCGAGUGGCGAAACAUGAAGUCUGUCUGUACCUUGACAGAUGACCAUUAA